Emiliania huxleyi CCMP1516 is the source of this 696-nucleotide messenger RNA. RefSeq lists its product as hypothetical. NCBI's taxonomy places the organism in Eukaryota, Haptophyta, Isochrysidales, Noelaerhabdaceae. The record is from RefSeq and is a predicted model, not a curated record. Bases 1 to 696 code for a protein of 231 amino acids. The transcript has 3 exons.
AUGCUGCAGAGCAUCCUGGCUCUCGGAGCGCUGCUCGCCCCGCACCCGGUGCUACGGAGCCGCCGAAUCGCAGUCGGGAUGAACGAGGCAUCGCAAGUACCGCCGUCGCCUGUCGUCUCAGUCGUCCUGCCGGAAGGCAAGGCUGCUGGUGACCUUCUGCUCAUUCAGCCUCCACGCGGAGCCCAGUGCCAGGUAGUUGUGCCGGAAGGCGUCGCGCCGGGCCAGAGCUUCUCCGUGCAGCUCCCUGCCACGGUGAGCGCCGCGCGGCGUGUGCGCGCAAAGUAUGGGGACGACGCGGCGGGUUUUGUUGACCUGAGUGACUCGGGCGAGCGGGCCAAGCUGUCCCGCCUCGAGAGCGACCUCGCGCAAUUCAAAGCUGAGCGUGGGCUGGCCGACAGGAGGCUGGCUGGCGGCGCCGCGGCUGAGCUGCAGGAGGAGGAGGAGGCGACGCCGCUCGCGCGCGUCAUCAACACCCUCGGCACUGUGCUCACCUUCAACUUUUUCGUCAUCAUCCUGUUCUUUGCCUGGUUCCUCACCGGCGUCGGCCUCCAGUUUGGCGCGCACGACGAGGCGGUGAUGAACACGUUUCGUACCGCGUGGGACCCGCUCAUCCUGCCUCUCCUCUCGACGCACAUGGCCCUCACCUUCCUCUCGGCGGGGCUCGAGAGGCUAGCCAAGCCGGCGGAGGAAGGGUAG